AUGAAUGAUACAGGUAGUAGUAGUAGUAUGAAUGACAACAAUAAUCUCGAAGUUGUUGUUGAUGAUGGAGUCACAGACAAAGUCAACGAUGUUGAAGUUAUAGACGACCAUGAUACUGAUGAUGAUAAUGAUCAUGUCGACGACAAAGAUGAAGAUGAUUUCAACAGAUCAAAUAUCAAUCACAUAUAUGUAUUGCCAUCAUCCUCCAAUUGGUACUGCUCACAAACAGCAGACUUUAAUCAACAACGACAAUUAUAUUGUUAUGCAUCAAAGAUGAUCGUCUUUCUCUUUGACCUUGAGAAGAGACAGUUCAUUGGCGAGCUAGUUGGACACACGGAUAGAAUACUCUCAGUUUGUUUCAAUCGAUUAUCUACACACUUGUGCCUGUCGGCAUCAUCGGACAAGACAGUGCGACUUUGGAACAUUGAUACACUCACUUGUCAAUCAUUCCAUGAUGCUCAUCAUACUGAGGUGACAUGUGUCGUCUCGUCAUUGUUUGAUGCAGAGUUGGCAGUGUCGGGCGAUCGUCAAGGCAAGAUUGUACUCUGGCGUGUGCUCACCAAGGAGAUCAAGGUGUGCACACCUCUGCCCAUUGCAUCAUCCAUCACAUCUAUGGCAUUCUGUCCCGUACCACACAGCCACAACCUCUUGGCGAUCGGCUAUCUCAAUGGUCUAGUCGUCCUCUUUGACGUCGUCACGCUCACUGUCAAGUGCAAGAUCAAUGCGCACUCUGAUGAGGUGCAGUCCAUCGUAUGGCUACGUCUGCCUCACUCACAGGGGCCAUCAGAAGGCUCGACCAAUGACACUGAGUUGUUGACAUUCGCAACAUCGUCCAAGGACAAGACAAUCAAUGUUUGGAAACAGGUCGCAAACACACUGGACAGUGGCUUCACUGCACUGCGCAAGAUGAAUGUGUCUGGCGGAUCAAACUCAAAGGGUGGCGGUGGCGCCAACUACAAUGACAAGUCUCGUGCAUGGAUCACACUCUCAUGGUCCCCAUCAUCACCCGACUAUCUCCUGUCGAGCUCAUUGAAUGCCGAUCUCCUCAUCUGGAACCUCACUCACACCAAGCCAGCCCCCGACAAACUACCUGGCAAUCAACAUCAACGUAUAAUCUUUAGCAUCACUCAAUGUCCAUUGUCGAGUGAUACAACAUCGUCAUCAACAUCUAAACAAUAUGCGCCACGAUUCAUCACUACGUCAAUGGACAGGAAGAUGAUAUGUUGGGAGAACUCAAAGAUCAAAGUGAAGAUCGCAGCACUUGGAGGCUUUGUCUACACUCUGGCAUCAAGUCAAUUCAAUCCAAACACGAUAUCAAUUGGCUGUGGCGACAACACAAUCAGACAAUGGUCGCCCAACGACCCAUCAGUCAGCGCUGAUGGUGACCCCGACUGCUCCUCGGACGUCUAUGACACGCGAUCAUAUUGGAAGGGCAUUCAAUCCAAGGUCACAGCAUUGGCAAUCAAUCCCUCGUGUCCUUGGCAGUUGGCAUUUGGUCUGGAUGAUGGUCGUGUGGGCAUAUAUGACACGGACAAGAACAACUCAUCAUUCUUCCCUGGCCAGCACAAGAAGGAGAUCUACGAGCUACAGUGGCGCUGUAUUGUUGGUGGUAGUGCGACCGAUCAAUCACACAAAUUAUACAGUGUUGGCAACAAUGAAGUGUAUGAAUGGGAUGCCAAGGAUCAGGAUCGUGGCUUCAAGAACAUCAAUGAUCACAUCAAAGUUCACAACAAACAAUACAAGCCAUCAAACAAAAGCGAAUUCUAUUGGAAUGAUGACAUGGAUGCUUUGGCUAUUGCGACGACGAACGGUGCGAUUGAGGUGUAUGACUCUGGAUUCAAACUAAUGUGUACAAUCAAGAAUCAUAAUGGAUUGAUCAAUCGAAUACGUUGGAACCCACACAAAGAGUACAAGGACUACUUUGCAACGGCAUCACUCGACAAGACAGUCAUAGUCUAUCGCCUGGUCAGAGGUAGCAUCAAUGAUGGUGGUGACGCCACUGCUGCCGAGCUCGAGGUGGUCAGACACUUCAAGGAUUAUAGAGCCCCUGUGUUUGGAUUGUGUUGGUCGCCACAUGAUAAACAUCUUUUGGCCGCGUGCUCUGCGGAUGGAACGGCCCAGGUCUGGAACAUUGAUAGCAAUCAGCCAAUAUCAAACAUGCGUGGACAUGAUGGACGUGUACUCACAGUUCUCUGGAGCUAUCUCUAUCCCAAUGUCAUAUUCACUGGUGGUGAGGAUCAAACUGUUAGGAUGUGGGACUAUACCAAGCAGCCAUUCAAACAACCACCCCAAGAGAAGCAUCGAGUCAAAACGAUCAAUGACAAUCACAUUGUACAAUCCACGACCGCACCAACUCAAUCACAACCACAAGUGAUGGCAGGUGGCUUGGAUACCCAACCUCAAUCAUCACCACCUCAAACUACACCAACAUCAAGUCAAGCUUCGAGUCCUUCUCUCCCCGCAUCAACAACAACAACUACAACCACAACCAAACCAAAGAAGUCCAAAGUCAUUUUGCCGAGCCUUUACAACAAAGUACCAUCCAAGGAUACACAGCUAUGCAUUUCAUUGGCCAAGAGCUUACAACAAUCAGACAACAACCCAACAAACGCGGCCAACCCAGAAGUGAUGGAUGGACUAUUCACACCCAAUGUCAAAUCAUUGGAACAUAUUCUCCAACAGGAGAUGACGACACAUGUUGGUCACAAGGAGUACGAUCACUUUGUUUCGAUCAAUAUGUGGGGUGGCAACCUCAAGGAAGCUUUAUAUCGAGUUGUAAAGCAAGGUCAGCUCAAUGCUCAUCAUGUAGCAAUAUCAGCACAGGGUGGCAAAGAACUGUGGCAAUCAAUGUGCCACUACUACUCCAAACAACUCAUUGUUGAGGGUGACUUUCACAUGGCUGUUACAUACCUGUUGGCGAUUCACAAGGUUGCCGAAGCCAUUGAGACCUAUCGACAGGGUGGCUUCAUCCAAGAGGCCAUUGCACUGGCACGUCUCAGACUGCCGGCUGAUCACGACACCAUCAAGAGUCUCUAUCUGGAAUGGGGACAAAAGAGUCAAGAAUCCGAUCAAAUGCAGAGUAUCAAAUGCUAUCUGGCCGCCCGGAGACCAGAUCUGGCAGUGCAGCUCUUAAAAAGUAAGCCCAGUGCAAACAACAAUCAAUUGCUACAGGAGUUGGAGAAAAUACUUGGUGGCACCAGUAGCAAUGUAGAUGGACUUGUCGAAGGUGUUGGCGUGGGCUUGGGCGUAGGCGUAGGCGUAGGCGUUGGCGUAGUCGGCGGAAAUUAUGGAGUUGGUGGCAGUGGAGUUGGCGAAGAGAGUGUCGAUGCAACUUCGGUCGUUGUCGGCUCGGCGUCAUUGCAGUGUGUCAAACCGCAUCUGGAUGUAGUGGACACUUAG
Molecule: messenger RNA, 3399 nt
Organism: Acytostelium subglobosum LB1
Lineage: Eukaryota; Evosea; Eumycetozoa; Acytosteliales; Acytosteliaceae
Exons: 4
Coding region: 1-3399 (1132 amino acids)
Molecular function (GO): protein binding
Source: RefSeq, a predicted model, not a curated record